This is a messenger RNA of Rhopalosiphum padi (bird cherry-oat aphid), 2041 nucleotides long. RefSeq lists its product as uncharacterized. The coding region runs from base 839 to 1831 and encodes 330 amino acids. The record is from RefSeq and is a predicted model, not a curated record. Lineage: Eukaryota; Metazoa; Arthropoda; Insecta; Hemiptera; Aphididae. The transcript has 8 exons.
AUGAUCUCUAUUAUGACCAAUCUUAGAAAAAAUUGAAAAAAAUGAAAAUAUUUAUAAAUAAGUACCCCAAAACAGUCAAAAUAUUUAGAAGAUUGUAGUUUGUAAUUUCAAUAGUAUGUUUUGGUUUUAUAUUACUGUUCGAUCGCUGAACGGUUUUUCUGGCCACCUAUUUUUAUGUGCUCGGGUUAGCACAGGUGUGGUGGAGAUAAGAUGUCCGGCAAGGAGAUAAAGUGUCCGACAAAGCUCCCCUCUCCACUGUCCGGUGACAAUUCGCUAGCCGAUGGCCAGCCCGGCUUUCGCAAGUCUACGUUGUCUUCUUUUUCCAACGGUCGAACCGGACAGGCGUCCGUCUUGUGCCGCCCGCCAUUGUAAACCUCGUGGUUUUUCUUCACUCGUAGCUUUUAAGCUUGUAACUAUUAUCGCUGUGCGUUUUGUGUUGUUGUGGUCAUCACAAUUCUUGCCGGGCGUGCCGUUUUUUUUUUGUUGAGCCGUAAAACGGUAAUUUUUCGCGUGUGCGUGCCCUUUCGUUAUUAUAUAAACCACGUGUUUAAGCUCCUCAGCUUUUCGUGUCCUGUGUGGCCGCUUUGUCGACCCACCGGCUCCAGAGAUCUACACAUACUCUGAUAUCCGUACCAGACGUGUCCAGUGUGCUGCCGUCCAACGUCUACAGUCUGCAGUGUCAUUCAUUUGUAGACUACACCAACGAGCUCUGCUCCCAGGCCUUGGAAUAUCAUCAUGUAGUUAUGAUGGUGAACUCCUAUCACAAUGUGGUUUAAAGGAUGUCAGUAUUGCGGAUAUACCAUAUGGGUGCACGGCUAUAAUUUUUGAUGGAUUUUAUAUGGCAUUAACAAACAAUGUUGUAGUACCUUCCGAUGCAGAUUAUGUAUUAGCUACAUUAGACGUAAUAUUGAAAAGUUCUAAGAAUGUAUUUAUAUUGUAUGGUCACACAACUCAAGAAAGAUGGACUCAAGUACUUGCUUGUGAAGCAUGUAAUAAUGGAACAAACUCACAGAAUGAAAUGAAAGGCUUAAAAUCAUUUUUGGAUCAACAUCCGGGGAUAAAAGGUCUACUAAUUACAAAUUUAGAACUUGAUGAAAACUCCGUAGAUUUUCCCGAAUACUCUGAAAAUUUCAAGGUUUAUCUUGAUACGAUGAGAUCGAAUUUUCCUGAUUUGACUAUUGGUCUUUUUUUAGAGGGAAAAUUUAUAGUAGAUCAGCAUACCAACCCAAAAUUAACUUGGUUGAAUUUCACAAUAAUAGAUUCAUCCGUAGAUUUCUACAGUAUUUCUGUAGUGACUUUUAAUGAUUGUACUGAUGAAUUCAAACUCCUUGGAACAGCUCCAAUAGGAUUAUCGAAAUCAUUAAAUACUACAAGUUUAGGACAUUCAAAUUCGUCAUGUACAGGUUCAUCGAAUUCAUCAAGUACAGGUUCAACAAAUGUAACGAUGCCAGUUACAAAUUAUACAUUGAGUAAUUUAAAAGAUAUUUUAGCGGACCUAUCUAUUCCACAAAAUAAAACAUAUUAUAGAUAUAGAUUGAACCCAUUGCCACAGGAUGUUUCAUUAUUACUGUGUAACACGACCGUUGCCGAGAUGUGCUCAAAUGGAACUGAUUCAAGUUCUUGGUGUUACGAAACUAUAGAAUCGUUUAAUGAAAAAGGUCAAUUUGCCAAAGAAAAUGGAGCAGGAUUUAUAGUUAAUUAUAUAGAAAUAAAUGAUCCUGAUAAUGUUUGUAAGUGUGGACCAUACCCUUCGUUUAACGCUAUUCUGAAUGGUUAUAAUGGUAAUAGUGCUAAUACCACAAAAGAAUGUGCUUUAUUAAAGAGAUCUUAGAAGAUAUAGUUAAACAAUUUUUGGACGAUAUGCAUCACCUAAUAUGGUGAUUUUGUAUUGUUUAACUAAAAUGAUUUUAUAAUUUUCAUUUAGGGUCUUGAUUUAGACUAUUAUGGUAUUAUUUAACAUUGUUCACAUUUUGUUUAUUAAAUUUAAUCAAUUUUGUUAUAUUAGAAAAUUUCAAAAAUAUAUAUUUAAUAAUUUACUACA